Paramuricea clavata is the source of this 14932-nucleotide messenger RNA. The record is from the annotation of a GenBank genome assembly. NCBI's taxonomy places the organism in Eukaryota, Metazoa, Cnidaria, Anthozoa, Malacalcyonacea, Plexauridae.
CCUGAUUACCGCGGCUUUUCAUGUAAUGUUGCUCAAUGGCGGGCAAAAUGGUUGGAAAUCUGGCUGGUCGUUUGGCUCUUGUUACAGGCAAGUUUUAACUUAUACCUUGAAUAUGAAUAAUACUACAUAACCUAAUUUCUCAUUAUGCAAUGUUUUUAUCCAUUCGGUCGUAGUAUGUAGGGAUAUAAUUUAUAUAAUUUGAUUUAAUGGCUAGCAUCGUGUAAAAUUCUGUGUGUGACGAGGUGUGUAAAUGUCGUAUCUGGACUUUGUGCCAGGCAGUGUUUGUGCCAGCAGGGGAGACAACGUGGGGAAUUACCAAUGUAUUUGAAAUGUUCUUUAUAAGCUGUUUUACUUCAACAUUUGAUUCAAUAUAAAAUAUCAAGAUACGUGGCAACUUUGUCGUAUAUAAAACAUUGUCACAGACUGUAUUUUAGAACACUUGAGAGAAAUAUAUUGAUGUUUGUUUAAAUAUCCUGUCUUGGUUUGUACAGUAUUUAUUAUGCAACUUUGAAAGGAUUACAGUAUAUUUUUAUAAUUGCAAAAUUGUAUAGAUUAAUCAAACGUCUGUUUAAUUGUUAUGCUUGUUUUGGUUGUGGGUUUUUUUGUCAAUUGUCAUCUUGUAAAUAAUUUAUGCAAAAUGAUUGAAUACCGAUUUAGCCAUUUUAACAAUGCGCCCAAAUGCAUUCUAAUUUAUUAUACAUACAUACAUACAUACAUACAUACAUUACACACUCUGUCUAAUUUAAGAUGAUUUUACUCUUCAAGUGGAGAGUCUUACAUUUAAUGGUUCAUUAUAUACUAUGCAAUAUUACAGUGUCCCUGACUGGAAAAUUUGGAAAUUGCACAGCCGAGAUUUCGAAAAUUUAAUAGUAAUUAUAUAGAAAGCAUCAAAAUUUCACGCCUGAUAUGAUGAUAUCUUGGUUGUGCGGUACAAAAUUUCCACACUGGACAGUGUCUUUAAUUAAUAUUUUGAAGGUGUUUAUUUCAAAAAUAUGUAAUGUAGAACAUGUAUGCACAAGUUUUCCUACGAGUAAUAUGUACAUUCCAUUUAGCCUGUGGUAUAAUUAUCUCCAUUCGGGUAUGUUUACAUGAUCCAGGUUUGCCAGAAUGGGAUGGGAAGCGGGAUGGUUUUGAUGUAAUGAAAUAAUUCACUAAGGCUUUGCUUCAGCAAAAUUUCAAACACCAGUUAAAGGAACUGAAAUGUUGGCAAGAAGAUCUUGUAUUUCAAGAAGAUUAUUAUGCUGCUUGAACAAUGUACGACUGUGGCAAGUUUGCAUUGUAUUUUGGUAGUGAAGUUCUUAUAUUUUCUAUAUUUAAUUGCUAUACGUUCAUCGAAUCUUGUGUGUGCAAUUUUGAAACUUUCCAGUCAGGGACAAGGGUGUUGGCUCUCAGUGGGUUAACGCCUUAUGAUUUGAACUAAUGUGAACAUUUUUGGCAUGCAUUGAAAUCAGCUUGUGUUUUAAUUUACAUCAGUUUUCUUGCUCAUAUUACUUUGACCUUUGAAAAGUGAAGUCAAGAUAGCAGAGAUUGAAGAGCUAUUGCAAGUUAGUUCCAGUUCCUUUCUGCCUGGUUUACACAAAGCAUGCAAGGAGUUUGCUGAAAUUUCGUAUGGACAUCGAUUGGUUUUAUGAACUGAUAACUUGUUUAGCGAUACAGUCUGUUAGAAAAAACUAGCAGGGGAAAAUUAAUGCCAUUAAAACUUCUUUACAACCUUCAUAGCUAUUGAACAUCAAUUUCUGCCAUCCUGGCUUAACUUUUCUCAUAGCCGGCUGACUGAAGUUCUUGAUGAACAUCACGAACUUGCCAAAGAAAAGAUUGUUUAUCUCUUAAUUUCUCUGUCAGUCUGUAAAUAAACAAUCUGUCAACUAUAUCAGCAUAGUCAUCAGCCGUUUGAAUAUUGCAACAAAACCAAGAUGAGCUGGCUUGUAACCAUUGCCAGGAUAUAUCACACUCUUGAGACAUUUUGACAUAUUCUUCAUUCUCUAUAUAUGCAAGCUGUAUUCAUUCUAUAUAAUACAAGUUGUAUAAUUAUGCAAGCUUCAUUCUUUAUAGCAGCAAGCCUGGUCAUAUGUAUUUUACAGGUGCGUGGGAUAUCGCACGCCAUAUUAAGGUCAGGCGCGCGAUUGCCAAACGGUCAAGAACUACUGUACACUUAUUAAGAGACUAGAUUCAUUGAUUAACGCUGACAAAACGAUUUUAACAUUGAAAUUUAAACGAAAGUAGUAGUACUAGUUACUAUAUAUAAUGUAUCUGGCAAUAUGUAUAUAAUAUCUACUGUACAUAGGCUAAUGUAUUUACAAUUUAAACGUCAAUGUCAAUAUCACUAGUGGUCUUGUUUUCAGACGAGCUUGACCUAUCCUCAUUGUCAACGUCUAUUGUGUCUCUCGAUUAUUGGUUGUUUGUGUUUUACAUGCAAGAAGAAUUGGGCAAAAUAAAGUCACUUAGAGGCAAACAUUGAGGUGCGCGAUUUCAUACUCGAAAAGCAAAUGAGGCGCGUGGCAAAAUGCGCACCUUGAUGAGCAUAUAUGAGUCAAGGCGCGCGCGCAAUCGCUCGCCUCAAACGGCGAGGUCUGUAAAUAAAUAAGCAGGUUGUGCAUUGCUGCUGAAUAGAUUAUUUAGAAAUUUCAUGCAUCUUUAAAUCAUGUUUUUUCUCUGUGUGUGACUGUUUUCAAUUAAUUAAUAGUAACUAUAUAACUUUUAUUGUCCGUUUUCCAUCGCAUAAAUGAUUAAUCGUUUAAUAAGAAGUUUAGUCAAUUAGUGCCAAAUAGUAGGACAAAGCACCUUUAGACUAUGCAAGAUGGAACAGUCUGCCUAAUUUCAUAAAGGAGACAAAGUCACUAGUAUAUAUAUAUAUAUAUUUCUGAUUAUGCUUUUAUUAAAGAGAACUGCUAAAAGGCGGGCAAUAAAGGUUGAUAUAUUUUUGUUAGAGACUGUCUUGAUUAUAGUGUAAAUAAUAUGGUAUAAAGAAUAAAAGGACAGAUAUAUAGUUACAUAAGAAGUUUAUAAUGACGGUACCUGGUACUUACUACCAGAUCAGGGACAUGUUACCAAUCUGUGCCUGGUACCAAAGGUAUUAAUCUUCUCGAUUUUAUUGUGUAAGGGUUACAUAUUUUUUACAGAAAUUAAUUAAAUAUUAGCAGGGCGCAGCCCAAAGCUCCAUGACUGCAUAUAAAGCGUCACGAUUUUAGUUUGGCACGAUUUAAAGCUUUGCUUGUACGUGCCUUUAAGUAGAACAAAUGAAAAAUGUGUCAUAUAACCUAAACAAACCACGAUCGCAGUGUGUAAAGAGUGAGUUUGGAAAAUUCAACUGAAAUGAAGAUUGAAGGCAUCAACAAUAGCAUUUUUACUCUAACACAAAGGCGACUAUAAAUUGUAUUCCCUUGAGUGUUCUAACACGCCAUGGUGGUUCAAACUGCUAAAAACUACUUUGAACAACUACGCCGUUUGAACAAUCAAACUUUACGUAAUAUUUAAAGCACGCGUAGGAGUGUUUUAUCACAUAUAAAAUACGACGCGUUGCGGAGUGUUUUAUAUGUGAUAAAACACGACUACAAGUGCUUUAAAUAGCUUCAAAAACGACUCAUCUUAUACGAGUUCAUUGGCGAAGUAAUUUUUAAAAUAAACUUUGUCUAAACCGAGAAAAUCAAAGCUAAAGUUUAUGUAAAUUAACGUGAUUUUUUAUCACAUAUAAAACCACGACACGCUUAUGAUUUUUCUUUGUGUUUUGCUCCUGAAUUAUUAAUGAGUUUUUGAAAUCAUUUUCACGACUCAUAACCUGCACGCCAACAGUUAAAACGUUCAUUGUCGUUUGGAGUGUUUUAUUUGAUUGCUACCUAACGGAUGGUUUGAAAAAAGAUAAGUACUGUUAAGAGGCAAAUAAAGUUUAGUAAUGUAUGUACUGAAGACAGUAAUUUGUUUUCUGCGGUUUUCGGUUCAGGCCAAUGCCACAGUGGCGAAUACUACGGGAGACUAGUAUUUUCGUAAAAUACUCAAUUUGUGGCAUGUUUUUUUGCAAACCAAAGCCUGAACAUUUUAAUUAGGCAAAAAAUAUAUGGGUUUCCUAUUUCUUCUUGUAAAAACUUAGGUAGGGUAGGUCCUGCCUCGUACCCAGGCGCUAUGUGUUGUUCUAUGUGGCUUGCGCGGCCUUUGCGUGGGCCGCGUGGAUUAAUUUGAUCGAUUUCCGAAUUUUCCGUUUUUAGUGUGAAGUUUCUUCGAAACUUCACAGUAUUGUGAUGACUGGGGGGGGGGGGAAUUCAAACGAAUCAGUCAGUCAUUCAUUCAGUCAUUCAUUCAGUCAGUCAUACAGUAAACUUUCCGGGGGGUGUAGACGAUUUAUGUUCGUAGUGAUUUAUUGUACUUAGUCAGUGUUUUGAAGGUUAUUUAGGCAAUUUCAGUUGUCGUCUUUAAAUAUCCUUUUGGACUUUUGCCAAGUUCACAAAAAUUUCGACGAAUCGUUGUCGUUAUGCAAAUUUUAUAACAUUCGCUUCUCGUCGGUUUUUCGUGUUGUGUAAACUGAAGGAGCGAGGCAGUGUUGUUUUCAAAUAUAUAAAUAUUUUAGACAUGAGUAUUUAAUACUAUUACAGCUAGUAAAUCUUUGAGAAUCUGCGCAAUAUAUAAAUCGAUGUUAUGCAUUAUGGGCAUUCAAUCGAUUACCGAUAUUAUUUUAUAGACAUUUCAUUUUCAGAAUUCAGACGUAUUAAAUAUUGAGAAAAUCUUUGAGAUUCUAGGCAUUCAAUUAAGUGUCGAUAUUAUUUUGACGGUAUAUUCAUUAUACAGAGCUAGCAAGGAGCCAUACGGUUUUUUUUCAAAUAUAUAAACAUUUCAGACAUGAAUAUCUUGGAUUCUACGCAAUAUAUAAAUUGAUGUUUUGUAUUUACCGGCAUUCAAUUAAUUAAUAUUUUAAGUGCCGAUAUAUAUUAUUUAUAUUCAUUAAAACAUCGACUGUAUAUUAAAGGUGCUACACUGCUACACUCAGUACAAAGAGCGAAAACUUGCAUCAGUCAGUAGCGUAAACAACUAUUAAACAGAAGCGGUCUUUGUAUCAUUGUAUGGCGUUAUAAUACGAAGAAAAUAUAACCAUCAAAAUAACUUGUUGCGAGACUAAAGCCUGUUGCGAGACUAAAGAAAAUCUCUUGACUCGUCAGAGCUCUUUAUUCAAACGAGAAAGACGAGGAAAUAGCCAACGUAUAUCGCUUUACAGUAUGAAAUAUACAGUCACGGGCCUUGUUCACAUGUCUGGCACAACGGUGCAAACUCGUGUUCAAUGCAGUAUUUAAUGCAAUGAGAACUCUACCAUAUCUUACAAGAAUAUAUCUGUAUCAAAGCUUUAUCAAGACUGCUAUAAACACUGCUAUAACUGUGAAACUAUUGACAUCUAAAGUGAAAUUAUUGAAUACUUGCGAAAAGCUGAAAAUGACUCAUGAAAAGCAACUUGAUCUUGGGAAUAUAAAGUCAAAGGUCAAUGAGACUUGUUGUGAAACAUUCACAAAUCACAAUUAGGUUAAAAUGCGGAAGCGGAUGAGGAACGGAGCGGAUCCACGGAACGGAUAUCGCCUUGGGGAUAAAGUACGUCCUUUUAAUGAUGCAACGUCGUAGUGCUUAUCAUUCAUAACAUAUCUUUAAUCCUGUACAGCUACAGGUAUUUCAAUUAAAGUUGUCACUGAGACAAUAGUCAAAUGCAAUAUGGGCGCUAAAUUAAGGAUCAUGGGAAUAAUCAUAGUUUUAAAUAAGUUUAGCAUAUCAGUAGCCUCGUGGGGAUGCUUUUAGCGACAGCUCCCAAAGCAAAUGUAGUUUUAGAAUAUGCAAAAUUUGGUUGUUGGUGAAACAAUUUAAGUUUCGAGUUGUCGCGUGCAGCAUCACAAUAAAUAAAUAAAUUGUAUCAGUUCCACGAGGCACGACAUUUUUGAUGUGUUAGCCAGUUGUUUCAAACGUCUCGCUAUUCAUGUGCGGAACGCAUUACAGACAAUACUGUCAAUAGAUGAGAUGAAAUGCCUUUGGUAACUGUUUAUUUCGUAGUGUAAGCCAUCAGCUUUUCUAGGUUGUCGGUGACCCUAUAUAGUUCUUGCAGUGUCUUUUUCAAUUUGAAACUUCACACUAUCCUUGUAUCCCUAGUUCUCCCUCGCGUGCCGUCACACGUGCGCUUAAUGACGUAAACAAACCAAAGCGCCUGGGUACGAGGCUGGGGUAGGUCGGUUUAAACGUUUUUUAAAUUUUCCUAACAACCGGACGCCAUGUUUGUAUGGUCAGUGCUUCCACAUCCAAAGAUAAAUUUCCCUAAUAUUGCCUCAAAUUACCAUUUUCCACAAACGUUUUCAUUUAAGUGGAAACACUUACAAGCAUGAUCCAACAAACACGUUUAGGGUCGGGAUUUCGGCGUCCAAAAGCUACGUAGGGUCGGGAAACCGGAAACCCACAUAUUCUUUUUGGGCCUUAACAGAAUUAUCGUUAAAUGUCAUCCGAAAAAGGUUUGAGCCUUUGAGGACGACUCGUCCUCAGUCACUCUUCCCGCGUUGAAUGAUGGGAAUUUUCACGGACCUAUGACCACAGAGUGCUAUGACGCAGGUACAUGGGAAUUCGCGUCCUACAGUUUAUUCUGGAAGCGCCUGCCUUUUCACAGCAAAUUUGAGGGACUGUGGAAGGGUCAGGUUUGAGAAUGUUUAUAGCAACAAACAAAGGUGGAAUAUGUUGGCAUCAUUAAUCCGCUCCAAUAGUUAUUUUAACUUUAUUGAAAUCAAUGUUCAAACGGCAACGACCAUGCGAGGCACUCUCCCAUUUCAAUUAGAUUUACAAAGAUAAUAAUAUACAAGCACACGUACAUAAUAAGAACAAUUACAACCAUCCACAAUUGAUAAAAAAACUUAUUUCAAAUAUAUCUAAUCACCUUAGGCUAAGGCAUUACUUUCAAUGCUCAUGUAUUAAUAAUGUACCAUAAAACAUUGAAAAUAUUCAUAUAAUUUAAAGGUGGGUGAGCCGAGACCGUAAAAUGAUGCGUUGUUGAUUGUAUAAUAUUUCGUGAAGUGCAACUACUUUGUAUAGAAGGUGGCAGGUUUUGAAGAAUGAAGUCGUGCAGUAUAAGGCAAAAGCAAGAGAGGCUAAAUUUCAGAAAGGCUAAAUUUCAGAAAGGCUUGUGUCGACUUUGAACAUGAAGUAUUUAUGUAAUGUCUUACAAUUUUCGAGAUAUUUUUGUCACAUAUACAUAGGCUAGUGGCGUUGUUGGCACCUUCUCAAAUCAAAGGUUCCUAUCAAGUUGGGGGACGUAAUGCCCUCUACCGUCUCCUCUGUGUGCAGACAAAUUGCUUAUCAUAAAGGUUUUCAUUUAGGUGCUGGCGGUGGGAUAGGUCGAACGAUAUGUCAACGAUUUGCACGCGAAGGAGCUUCCGUGAUUGCGGCUGAUAUCGAUGGACCUAACGCACUGGAGACGGCCAAGACCUUAACUGACUUGGGAGGCGGUGAUGCCCGUCAUUCUCAUUAUGAAUUAGAUGUUACAUCUUCAGAUCAUGUGGAACAGCUCAUGGCAGAUAUAAAGAAAGAUUACGCAACACAUCCAUGUAUAUCUGUCAACGGUCAUGGUAUUACUCGAGAUGAUUUUCUUAUAAAGAUGAGCGAAGAGUCUUUUAAUCAAGUUAUCAACGUCAACCUUAAGGUAAUUUUAUUUUAAUGUUAGUUUUACUACUACAGUGUUCCAUACGCUAAAAUUUAGUGUCCCUAGGCCUUACCUCAGAAUGUAUUCUGGAUAGUGUUGUGCGUCGGAGGCCAGAGUUCUGCGGACGCUCGACGCUGCGCGCCUCGGUGAAUAGAUCACAUAUCCCCUCGUUGCCUCAAAAUAAUCUAUGCAUAUAAAUUUGUUUGAAUUUAUAUUGAUCCAGCUGAACUGUAGUGCAUGGGGUGUUAUGAUUGGGGAAGACGCGGUGUAGGAGAGAGAAUGAUUUAGUAAAUUUGUUGUCUUUCAGGGCACAUUUCUUAUGAUCCAAGCAGCUGCGAAAGGCAUGAUUGAAUCAAAAGUGGAGAAUGGUUCAAUUGUUAGCAUUGGAAGUAUUUCUGGCAAGGUAACUAAGAUGUUUUAAACAGAAUCAUAUGUUGGUACGUGCAGGGGUUACACAUCGAAGCCGUUUUGUCAAUAGUAAAUGACGAAGAAAUGUGUAUUUUUAAUUUUUUUCCAAAUAAUCACCUAUGAAAUUAUACUAAAACAAUUAUUCACCUCAGACUCGGUGAUAAUCGUGAAUAUAAAAACCUCGAUUUCGUCUUGGUUUUUAUACACCGAUAAUCACCUCGCCUUCGGCGAAUAAUUGUUAAUUAGCAUUUAUAUCAUUAUUACGAGUGUUCACCAAAAAUUUUGAAUCAAUAUGAUUAAUUCCUCCUGAGUUACAGCGUCUUGAAAAACAAACGUGCUGACCUCAGCAUUAUUUUUUGAACGCCAUCAGAACUGUGUUAUACACAAAAUUUAGUUAAAAUUGACCAUUUUAUACCACCAAGCAUUUAUCCAAAAAUCAAAAGCUAAAAUUAAGGCAACUUUGAGCCAGUUGUUUAUAUCAGGUAAGAAGUCCCGUCUUAACCAUAACCAAUAAUUUUUAACUAAAUUUUGUCUAUAAAAGGCUCGUUCACACUUGCAAUUUUAACUGCGAUUUUUGCUGCGACUUUCUUCUGAUGAUGUAUGUGAACGAGUGGAUAAGUUAUGAAUGCUCUGAUGAGGAUACAUAUACUCCGAACAUUCGUAACUCAUCUACUCCUUCACAUGCAUUAGAAGGAGGAAAUCGCUGUAGAAAUCGCAGCAAAAAUUGCAAGUGUAAACGGGCCUUUAACACAGUUCUGAAGGCGUUCGAAAUAAUGCUGACGUCAGCACUUUUGUUUUUCAAGAUAUUGAUUCACAAUUUUUGAUCAACACUCGUGAUAAUAUAAACAACAUAUAAAACUUCCAGUAUAUAUAGAGUUAUUGUUUGUUACUUACCAAAUGCACUCUCCUCCGCAGAGGCUUUGUAGUCUGUUUUCUUUCUAUAUUGUAGUUUGUUUUCUUUCUAUAUAUAAAGUUUGACUUGCGGGCAGUAGCGGGCUAAUCAAAGAAGUGGGCGCGCGGGGGGAGCAAUCGCGCGGGGUUAAAAGGGUGCAUCGUGGACAUUUGGAGAUAAUAGGGAAUCUUAAAAGGGGCAUCGUGGACAUUUGGAGAUAAUAGGGAAUCACACUACCAAGCUCGCGGGGGAAAGACGGCCGCUACUGCCCGCAAGUCAAACUUUAUAUAUAGAAAGAAAACAAACUACAAUAUAGAAAGAAAACAAACUACAAAGCCUCUGCGGAGGAGUGUACCAAAUGGGAAAGAUCCAUCACUUUUGUUAUAAAAUAUGUUGUCAUACGUCCAUGUUUAUAAACAGUCGCAUGGCUACCAUCGGAAAAUAUUGUGAUGUUCCGGUAUAUUCCGGGAAAAUGUCGUGAUAUUCCGUGAUAUUCCGCCAUAUUCCGUGAUAUUCCGGCAUUCCGGGUUUUCACAACGCCCUCAAUCAGAUUCGCGUAUUUUAGAGGACUUCCUCGAAGAUAAUCUAGUCGUUAUUUUGUUUUAUUUAUUCUACAUUGUCUGAUCGUUUGUUAUAAUUCCUUAGUCUAACCCUAACUGCAACUAUAUUAGACCUUCUGACUGGGAUCGAACCUGCGACCCUGCGAUUCGGGUGCAGCGCUCUAACCAACUAGAGGGCCUAUAGUUGCAUUUUUCGCCGCUGUUUCUGGUUAGGUUUACUUAAAUGUACAAAAUGUACACUCGCAAUUUCCAUCUAAUGGUAAUAAUCAAGUUGUUAUGUGGAUAUCCAUGCCAACGUUAUUGUUAUAGGUCAUUUGGGGCAUGUGGAGCUCAAAACUGAACUGUUUUGUGUUGUUUUUCUUCUUUAUCUGGUAUUUUAAUAUUUUCUAAUAUUGUAUCUGCAGGUUGGAAAUCUUGGUCAAGCUAACUAUGUUGCUUCUAAAGCAGCCAUAGACGCCAUGAGUAGGACGUGUGCGAAGGAACUAGCCCUGUGAGUUUUUAGAUAAAGUACUGUUGAAGAAUUUUACUAAAUUUAAAGACUUUCAGUAAGUUAUUGGUAAACCCCAGGGCGAACCUUUUAGCCAUGAAAGAAGCAUGCAACUAUAAUACUAACACGAGUAUUUUACUAUAGUGUUAUAGCUUUUUAUAACCCAUCAAGUUGAACCACAUGCAUAUCCCGUCGUGCUAGAUUGCAGAGUUUGGUAGUUUUCAACGAGAUCUCGAGGGCACAAUAUCUAUGUCCGUUCCCAUGAGCGCUUCUAGAGCCCGUCGAGGUCAUAAACGUGACCAAACAGGUUAUUAAAACAAGAAAAAUUAGAGUUUGUGGCAGAUUAGAGUACGAAAAUUGUUAUGAAUCACUGAUUGGUAAUGUUUUUACACAAUAGUUUCCUUAAGAAAAGUCUCGAUCGGGAUGACCAACUCUGCAGUCUGGCUGUCGUGCAUGUCAGCUACGUUAGAAUAUACUCCACAUAGCGUUUCUUCUUUUGCGACGACAGUUACUGAUGCGUCUUUUUUCUUUUCUCAAGGUAUGGGAUCAGGUGUAACGUUAUACUACCAGGUUUCAUACAGACGCCAAUGCUAAAUACUAUCCCUUCUAAAUUAAUAAAAAAGGUUAGGGUUCAUUUUGUUAUUAUCAUAUAAUUUUCUUUUGGAGUGUGUCAGAGCCAUUAUAUAGCCAGGUUUCCAUCCAGAUGGGAGAGAGAUUGGCUCGGGAGCGGCUGAAACACUAUACCAUACGGGCCUAAAUUCAACCGUAGUUUUUCAUCGUGUGAAACCUAUGCUAGUUCAGUUAAUCUUCAGGGCUCCUUGAAUUUGUAAAUUGAAAUUUAUAAUGUAAAUUUUAUACCGUUGAUUUCGAGCAGCUGUCAAGAAUGCAACUAUAGCUCAGUUGGUUAGAGCGCUGCACUGGAAUCGCAGGGCUGCAUGUUCGAUUCCUGCCAAAGUGCAUAUAACAUUUUUCGUAGCUGCUACUGGUUAGGUCUAAGUAAAUGUAUAAAAUUUACACUCAAAAUUUCCAUCUACAAAAUCCCUUCAACAUCAGUUCAAUCGAAUGAGACGCCCAAAAAUCCUGAUGUUUAUAGUGGCAACACAAGUUUUAUCACAUUUGAAAUCAGUGUGGCCACUAUAUAUUCUGAUUUUUUCUUGUAGUUUACAUCAGCAAUACCUCUUCGCCGGCUGGGAAGCUCCGAGGGUAAUUAUGAUUUUACAGUCCUGAGUCAACGUUGUAGGGAAUUGAAUGUUUAGAUUUGCAAAUUAUGCUCCUUUAUUAUAUGGCAAGCAUCACUUCCGGUGAAAUGGCGGACUGUGAUUGGCUGAGAAGCACUUUCAGCGGUCCAUUAUUUUCCCAUAAUGGUCCAUUACGUAAAAACAAACCGCAUGCAUUACUUGACGACUGCUUUAAGCUGAUUGGUUGAUUUUAGGUCCCAUUGUUUUUUUCACCAAUCAGAUCAGUUUGUUACAGAAUUUUGCACUGCUGUUUCAGAUUAAUUGCACUCGAAUCAACCAAUCACAGUCGAGCAAUACGUUUAUGCAUAUUAUUAAUUAAUUAUUAUAUGGCAAGCAUCACUUCCGGUGAAAUGGUGGACUGUGGUUGGCUGAGAAGCACUUUCAACGGUACAUUAUUUUCUCGUAAUGGACCGCCGGUCCAUUACGUAAAAACAAACCGCAAGCAUUUUAAAACAAAACAGCAAAACUAAUUGAAAAUUAUAAUUUAAUUUGUUAUUAGUAACAUAUCUGCGAAUGGUUUUUGGUGGAAAAAGGAAUACAUUGGUAUUUUUUGUUUUGUUCGACCAAAUGUGUACCACGCUACUAAUAUGCAUUUCAAAUCUUGCAUUUCUUGUUUGUUUCGAGUAUAAAUGCCUAUAAAUGCCAUAUAAUAAACUUACUAACCUCGCUUGCUCGAUAUGUACAGAGAAAUAUCGGACCAACCUCGUUCCCAGGGCUUCAGUGUGAGGACGAGGCGAGACACGAGGAAGCCCUGGUCCGGGCCGGUCACGUGACGUCAAAAAAUGGCAGUAUUUGACAGCUACUCGUCAAGGAGUGGCGAGAUAUUCUUUAAUGAAAUAUACAAGUCUUCGAAACAAAUAAAUAGCCAAAAGACUUCUCAAUCGAUAUUAUUUAUGUGUAGAUCGAAGUUUGACACGAAUCAGCUAAAAUCUAUGAAGAUCCCGUCUAUGUUUUCUAAGAUAUACCGAUAUUUCUGGAGAUUUUCAACUACAGGCAAAGCUCUGCAUUCAAGCUGCAUCUAGACGUCUCCAUGCAAGUGGUGAUUCACACGAAAUUUCCUUUCUCUCGUCUUGAACAAUAUGGCUAUUGCUAUAAUUAAUAUUUAGUUUAAAUAUACUCUUCUAGAUCUGACUUAGUUCAAUAUAUUAAAUAAACACAAAUAUAAAACCUCGCGUAACCUGUUUACGCUGUACAGGAAUAUACGGUUCGCUUGUUUCGCCGGACACCAACACUUGCCGUUCAGGAGCAAUGCUUGCCUACAAAUUUUAUCCCCUUCACAAUCUUUGUUUUAUUUUAUCGUAUAGUCGCAAUUUUCAAGAGUAUUCGAGGUAUUCUGGAACUGAAAAACUGGGUGGCGUGCGAAUCUUGUAGAGACUACAUCGGCCUAGGCGUAGAGCUAUUAAGUAAACAGGGCCUAAAUUAAUUUAGUAGUUUCAUUUAAUUGUUUGUCUUGCUUUUAUUUGUCAGUACAGAAUAUUGUAAAUUAAGAUACUACUACAAUGCAAUACGCGUAGUAUUUCAUCAGACAUCUGCACUAAUAAAUACUGUACAAGGAAAUAGUAGACAUUUCUUGUUUUGUCAGGAAACAUCACAGCUCACUUCGACACGGCUUUUGAGUUUUGUAACCGGCCGAGGCGAAAGUAAAUCGUGCAGUCGGGAAAACGUCUUACUUUGAAAGAUUAUUUUGCAAAGCAUACUCGUACACACAAGAAUCAUAAAAAUACAAAUGUUGAAUUGUAUUGUAAUUUGUUAUUGUCAACCGUCAAGUUCAGUUAUUUUUAGACAAUAUGGUGUUAGCCAAUCAGAAUGCAAAAGUGACCGGCCCGGACCAGGGCUUCCUCGUGUCUCGCCUCGUCCUCACACUGAAGCCCUGGGAACGAGGUUGAUAUCGGACCUCAGUCUUUUUGUACAAAUCUCGCCUUACGGGCUCGGUCUGUACAGAAAAGACCUCGGUCCGAUAUUCCUCUGUACAGACCUCGCGUUCGGUUAAUAGAAGUUCUUAAUUUCGAGUAAUGUGUAUAUCGAUUAUGAAGAUUUGGAUUUUUAGUAGUGAAUUACUGUGUAUUAUUAUUUAGAUGUAGCGAAGGCUGCUUAUUUCCUAGCCUCGACAGAGAGCAGUUAUAUAACUGGGGCAAGCAUAGAAGUUACUGGUAGGUGGAAACUAAAUUUUAGUUUUAAUACUAAUUUAUAUAAUUAAGCACUUGUUUGAAACUUUGAGUGUACUGUUCGUCAUAGUUUCCAAACGCUACAAAACGGCAGAGGGUGGUAACGGGGAUUCUGAGGGAUAAUUGAGGCAUGUAUUUCUAAAAACUCGCCAACGUUGUAUUUCUGCCAAGUAUUGCGUAGUUCCGUUGUUUACAAGAGUUACCUCCGGAGAAGGCUAGGCUAUACAUAGACAAUAUUAAUAACAUAAAAGACCUUGGUCCGAUAUUUCUCUGUACAGACGUCGCGUUCGGUUAAUAAGAAGUUCGUGAUAUAUAAGAGUAACCAUAGUUGAUAUAUGGUUACUUAACUAUAGAAUCAUAACUAAAGUAUUUACAGUUACGGUUACCUGCCCUGAGUAUAGUAUGUUUUUUACAAAUGUUUUUUACAAAGUCACUCGAAACAGCUUCAUUAUUGGGCUUAAGCAUGUAGGAUGGCAACACGACGACGACGGCCAAAACAAAUUCCUUCAAAUAAAUGAUAGUAAAGAAAACUUGUCGUAUAUUAUAAUUUGUAUGAAUUUAAUACAGUAUAAGAAGCUGAAAACAUUGGCUUUAUGUUUGGGAAGAGUUCUACUGACCGAAUUUUAAGUUGCACUUGUUACGCCUUGAAAUGCAGGCGUUGUAUAAAAGACGUGAAAAUCUGUGAUUUGCCGUUGUAAACAGAACGACGACUACGUCUGAAACUCCCCUGGGACUUUAAUUAUUUCUUUUCAUUGACUCAUUGUAUUGGUUGCCGUCGUCGUUGCCGUCCUACAUGCUUAUUAGAGAGUUUGGCAACCUAGAACGACAACGGCAACAGGGAAAAUAUAAUUGCUUAUAUUGUUGUAUUUGAGCCAAAGUACACGUUACUACACUUAAUUUGCCUCUUUAAGUAUUCCUGUUUCUUUCAAACGUACCCUUAAGUAAAAAUAGUCCGCGAAUUCAAAUAAAACACCUCAAGUAACAUCGAACGAAUUAACUUUUGCCAUAGUUAUGCGCCGUGAAAAUGUGCAAAUCACGUACUAGUUUCAACAACUACGGCAUUGCACAACGCUUAAUACCAUGUACUUUACAUUCGCCUUUGUCUUUAAGGAUUAAUGCUAUUGAUGACCAUAUUGCCGUUGCCCUUGUAUUUGCCAAACUCUCCAAUGUUAAGCUCCCUAUUGCUGGAAGGAAGACACAGUAUGCACCGACAAUAUAAAACUUACACAUUUCUUUUUACUUUGUAGGAGGAAUCUUUAUGUAAAGAGAACUCUAAACUUGUUAUAUAGUAAUUAUAUAUUAACUUCAUAUACUAUAUUUUAUCUAAGUAAAUAACUGAAUAAAUAUGUAUAAUUGUGUAUAUAUUAUAAUGUUUGUGAGUAAAAACACCAAUUUUUGCGGCAAAUAUACAAAAUCAUCAAUUGAUAAGCACAGAAACCUUGUUUAUUUUAGUGGAACCUUGUUUAUAAGAAACCUUGUUUAUUUUACAGGAAAAAGUGUUUUUAUAUUCAUUCUAUACAGCACAAUAACACAACACUGC